This is a messenger RNA of Brienomyrus brachyistius, 3370 nucleotides long. It is a transcript of the gene immt, whose product is annotated as inner membrane protein, mitochondrial (mitofilin). The transcript has 15 exons. Lineage: Eukaryota; Metazoa; Chordata; Actinopteri; Osteoglossiformes; Mormyridae. Gene Ontology annotation, biological process: cristae formation. The record is from RefSeq and is a predicted model, not a curated record. The coding region runs from base 150 to 2447 and encodes 765 amino acids. Gene Ontology annotation, cellular component: MICOS complex.
AUUUCCCACUGUUACUGGGCUAAACCAGGGAGAGACGUCUUCUGAGUCCUGGGGGAAAAUUUGCUUGUAGAAAUCAAGUGUUUAUGAUGUUUUUCUGAACAGAGGCACUCUGUCACGUGUAAUAAGUCCUUGUAAGUGUACUAGCAAUAAUGCUGCGUGUCUGUAGGAAAGCGGCUGGUGCAGCAGCUCAGAAGUGCCUGCAUGGCAGUGUACCCCUCUGCCCCCGACAGCCCUGUCGCCUCUAUACUACGGCGGGAAGCUCAGGGGCUUCUGCAGGCAAGAUCGUGGGAACUGGUCUUCUGUUUUUAGGUGGUGGUGUUGGUGGCACCAUACUGUACGCCAAAUGGGACCCCAAGUUCAGAGCAAACAUCGAGAAGUCUGUCCCCUAUUCAGAUCAGGUGUUUGAAAUGACUCUAGGUCCAUCCACAUAUUCACCACCAUUGCCAAAGAAACCGGUAGCCUCAGAAUCCCUGAAGAUUUCCUCAGUCUCUGAAACGGGCAAGGAUUCGAAGCAGCCCAAAGCGAAAGCCAAGGAGGCGGAGUCCCCGGCAGUGAAGGAGCCGCCCCUCACUGGCCCACAGACCCUGGAGGAGGCCUCUACGGAGGCAGCUCACAUCAUUUCGGCCAUCAGCGAGGUGCCCUCUGUGCCCGCACCCGGCACCCACCACGCUGAGGCAGAGCCCCUCCCUGACGCCCCGGCCAAGCCCCCUGCAGGAGCGGAGUGUACAGAGUGCGCCCAUGAAGACUCGCAUGCAGUGAAGGAGCGCCCCCCAGAGGAAGUGGCUGCCAGACUCACCCAGCAGGAGCAGGCUGAGAAGGCUCUCCUGGCCUCUCUGACCGCCGGCUUGGAGGAGGCGAUGUGUCGCACGGCCAAAGUGACCCUGCAUGCCAUCGAAGCCCAGAAUGCUGCUGUCCACGCCAUCUCCGUACACACACAGAAGCUGAAGGAAGCCAUGGACGACUCCGAGGUGACAUUGGAGGAGAAGUCUUCUCAGUGGCGGGUGCUGGAGGACGCCCUGCAAGAGCGCAGCAGGACCGUGGACCAGGCCUCCGACACCCUCCUCAAAGCCAGGAACGAGCUGGAGAACCUGAAGGGCAUCAUCGACAAAGCCAAGCAGAGCGAGAUCGCAGGCUCCCGGCCGCAGAUCAUCAUCGCUGAGGAGCACCUGCACAACAUGCUGGUCGAUCUGGACAACGUGGUGAACAAGGUGCAGUCAGCCCAGACGGAGGCGAAAAUUGUCUCCCAGUACAGCGAGCUGGUGGGCGAAGCGAAGAAGCAGUUCCAGAAGGAGCUGAGCAGCAUCAUGCCUGAUGUCCAGGCAGGCUGGAAGGGCCUCAAGCUAUCUGACGUAGCAGGCAAGCUGAGCCCGGAUGACCUGAAUUCACUGAUAGCCCACGCGCAUCGGCGCAUCGACCAGCUGAACCGCGAGCUGGCUGAGCAGCGAGUCCGUGAGCAGCUCCGCAUGGAGGCUGCGCUCAAGCAGCAGCGCCAGGAGGACAAGAAGGCCCUGGACAAGGCCGUGGCCACGGCACUGGAGCGCCACCAUGAGGAGCUGCACCUUGAGAAGAACAGGAAGGUGGAGGAGGUCCGGGAGGUGAUGGAGGUGGAGAUGCGCACACAGCUGCGCAGGCAGGCUGCUGCCCACACGGACCAUCUGCGUGAUGUGCUGAAGGUGCAGGAGCAGGAGCUCCGGGCCCAGGCCCAGGAGACACUGACCAGAAAAAUUAUGGAGCAGGAGAUUGAGUUCCGGCGGGCCAACCAGGAGCAGCUGGACCAGUUCACCAUGGACAUGAACGAGGCCUAUGCCAGGCUGAAGGGUCUGGAGGAGGCCAUUGACAGCCAUGCAACCGCAGAGGAGCAGGCCCAGAAAGCCCACCAGCUUUGGCUGUCCGUAGAGGCGCUGAACUACACCCUGAAGACGGCGGGGGCUGACACCCCUACGGAGCCCCUGGAGGGGGCGGUACGGGCCGUGCGGGACAGCUGCGGCGAGAACGAGUUCGCCCAGGUGCUGACCACGGCACUGCCCACCGAGUCGCUGCAACGCGGCGUGCUCAGCGAGGCCUCGCUCCGGGCACGCUUCUACAGCAUCCGCAGGCUGGCGCGCCGCGUUGCCAUGAUCGACGAGACGCGCAACAGCCUGUACCAGUACUUCCUGUCCUACCUGCAGUCGCUCCUGCUCUUCGAGCAAGAGCAGCUGUCCCCCCCGGACAAGCUGACCCCCGACGAUCUGGAUACCUUCAAACUGCUCUCGUAUGCCACCUACUGCAUGGAGCACGGUGACCUGGAGCUGGCAGCCAAGUUUAUGAACCAACUGAGGGGUGAGCCUCGCAGGGUGGCGCAGGACUGGCUGGUGGAGGCACGGCUGACGCUGGAGACGCGGCAGAUCGUCAGCCUGCUGUCGGCGUAUGCGAACGCGGUGGGGCUGGGCACCAGCCAGGCCCAGUAGGCCGGCAGUUCCACACGCGCAACACCAGAGCCUUUAUCUCAGUCCAUCGCGGCUCAGCACCUCUACAUCUUUCAGAUAUUAAUGAUGAUGGUUAUAUGGGGGUGUCAGAUGGGACGUGGGCAUUUUCAGUAAGAGGGUCCGUUCCAUUUGUCCCCUUGGCUGUCCUACGCCCGCUGGGGAACACGGAACAACCCCACCCCCCCACCCAAAAAUUGGUAGACGUAAUUGUGCUGUGUGCACAAACGUGCCCCGAUUCCAUGACACUUCAAUUGCAACCAGUCUCAUGUCAUGGUUUAUAACGCGCACUUGGUUUGCUAUACUAUCACCAUUUCAUUUUCUUUUUAAUUUAAUACCAGAUGUUUCCAUGCGCUGGCCGUUUGUUGACCAGGCUUUGUGUUGAUUGUCAGUACAGCUUCCUAUCAAUAAAUCCUGGAAAAUCCUCAGCAUUCACUUGGUUUCCUUAUUGAUCUGAGGUGACCUACAGUGAAGGUACCACUGUCAUUAUUUAAGUCUUUGUAAAACUACUUGUUACUCAUUUUAAAUGACACUUCCCAACAAAAUGACAUCGCUUGUCGAAAGGUAUGCCUGUGUAAAAUACUUGCAAUCACUUUUAUAUUAUAGUGGAUUAUACUUGCAGUUAUAUAGUAUUAUAAAAAAUAUGCAAAUAUGUUUGAUAUGUUGAAAUUGUCCUGUAAUUUCGGAUGAUGAUAGGAAAUCCACUGCUCCUUUACGUGCUCCUGAGCUCUCCGCUGCAGUGUUGGUGCUGAUCGCACGCCAUACAUUUGCGUAACCAGUCAUACUUCAUUACUUCAUCUAGGAAGGCGUCACUUUCACUGUACUGACUCCCCCCCCCGCCCCGCUGACCAUGUACACUGCUGUGGACAAGAGUGCAAGGCGUGUAAAUAAAGGAAAAGCAGAAUGGA